UUACUCAAAUAAUAUUCAGACAUGGUUGACAUCGAACUACAACCGAACUACGGUGGAUGAACCCGAGCCAACGGUUGCCAGCCAAGAAGAUGAUGAGAGGAGGAGGAGAAGACGACAACCACUGCAAUCAUCGGCUGUGGUCUGCUCUGCGAGAUGUAUGCAUUGCUGACAAUGUCGUCAUAGCCGAGGAAGGGAAAACUCCAUCCACGCGCCAUCCUCUUCAUCAGUCCGCUGACCGUCCUGGGGAAGGAAGAUGACGGCGAUGACGUCACCGCACUCACAUGUCAACUCCAUUUCCACUCUCCUCUUCACUCCUAUCUCCCCUCGUCCUCGUCACGGAUUCCAGAGCCUCCGUCGGGGUCAAACCCAGGGGAAGAGAUCUCAUCUGCUUCACUCAACAUCUUCGUCGUGUAGUACCCUCUCUUUUGGCUUCUGGAACUCAUUCCGGCUCAGAAUGUCGUCGGAGCCUCUGCCUCCUCUCCCCGAGCGCCGAAUCGUCCAGGUGGGACUGGGAAUGCUGUCGGUGGAUUUCUUGGCGACGGUGGCUUCUUUUCCCAAGCCCGACGACAAGAUUCGCAGCACCAGCUUGAAGGUUCAAGGAGGUGGGAACUCGGGGAAUGCUUUGACUUGUGUGGCUCGUCUCGGGUUAUCCCCAAGGCUCAUUUCGAAGGUUGCCGAUGAUAGCCAAGGCCAGAGCAUCAUAGAAGAACUGGAAGCUGACGGUGUAGACACUUCUUAUAUUGUGGUUUCCAAGGAGGGCAACUCACCAUUCACUUAUCUAAUCAUCGAUGAGCAAACGAAAACCCGCACUUGUAUACACCAACCUGGCUACCCUCUAGCGCCAGAUGAAGUUUCUUCAUCAAAUUUGUUAUCUGCUCUCGAUGGAGCUAGAAUUCUGUACUUUGAUGGGAGAUUUCCUGAUACUGCUUUGGAAGUUGCCAAAGAGGCUACGAGCAGGAACAUUCCGAUCUUAAUCGAUGCAGAGAGGCUACGGGAAGGGCUGGACGAUCUCCUUGAUUUGGCAGACUACGCAGUUUGCUCUGCAAAAUUUCCACAGGCAUGGACUGAAGCACCAUCUAUUCCAACUGCCCUUCUUUCGAUGCUGUUGAGAUUACCAAAACUGAAGUUUGUGAUUGUGACAUUGGGGGAAGAGGGAUGCGUAAUGCUCGAGAGAACUUCUGAUGAUCCUCAGCUUGAAGAAGUUGAUGUGGACAACUUGUUAGACUUGCUGAAGCAGAGGAAGGAUGAUGGAGCAAUGGUCCCGACCUGUGUCUCAUCGGCAAUCACAAAGUUGAGAGCAGAUGGUAUUGGGACAGUAACUGGAAGGUUGAUCCUAGGGACUGCCGAGAAGAUCCCACCUUCAGAACUUGUAGAUACAACUGGAGCUGGGGAUGCAUUUAUUGGAGCAACUAUAUAUGCUAUUUGCGCUGAAAUGCCCCCGGAGAAAAUGCUGCCAUUUGCAGCUCAAGUGGUAAUUGAACGAAAGUCCUGCACUCAGCGUUUGAUCAAGAAUGGUCUGUUCAAUUCUUGCCUCUGGCUUUUGAAUCAAUUUGGUUGUCAUUUUACUUCAGGCUGCUGCCAACUGUCGAGCUUUAGGGGCUCGGGCUGGUCUUCCCCGGCGAUCGGACCCACGCAUGGUACCCUUUUUAAGUUAAAACUUCUAAAGGUAACCAGAUUUAAUUACACCAGAACUGGCCAGUCAAAAGGAUCUCCCGAUGGGCACAAGGCCACCUACCUGAGCAUGCAUCGGCCUUUAGAAAGAAAUAAAAUAAAAUAAAAGUGUGGAGGAUAAAAGAGGAAUCCUCGAAAGCCGAUAUUAGUAUUGUUCCAUGUGUAGCUAAAGCUAGUAUUUCGAACAGCUGAGUUCAUCUGGUUGAUAUUGUAACAGAGGCUAAUGAAGUGGGCUUAGGGUUCUUUUUUGAUGGUGGCCUCAUUUCUGUAUGAUAACCGGCUUGUUUCAGUGUAAUGAUAAUCAAGGUUGUUAAUGUUGGAAAUCAACACUAGUUUUUUAAGGAAAUGUGAGAAGAAUAUACGAUAAGAUGGAGGAUGUAAUAGUUUGCUUGCUUCUACCCCCCUGUUUCCAAUGUAAUUACCUUAGCACCCUUCUUCAUUUCAUAUUGCCGAUUCCUUUGGCCACCUUCUGAACCGUUGUAAGACGGGAGUCUUCGUCGGUAAGCCAAUGUGUGGAUUUAAAUGUUGCUUGUUUUCCAAUU
Messenger RNA from Punica granatum (pomegranate), 2213 nucleotides. Lineage: Eukaryota; Viridiplantae; Streptophyta; Magnoliopsida; Myrtales; Lythraceae. The record is from RefSeq and is a predicted model, not a curated record.